CCUUUAUUUACUGACCUGCCAGAGCAGACGCAGACAGACGUUCUCGGUCAACAUGGCUUCCUCCUACUCCGCCCGCAGCAGCAGCUACAUGUCCUCCAGCGGCUCCAUGCGCAUGUCCUCGUCCAGCGCGAGAAGCAGCCGCAUGAGCACCGCCAGGGCCAGCAGCGUGCACGCCGGCUCCGGAGGCUCAGGGGUCCGCAUCUCCAAGGCCGCGUACUCCGUCGGAGGUUUCGGCGCGUCGGGAUUUGCAGACAGCAGCAUCGUUGGCAACGAGAAGCUCACCAUGCAGACCCUCAACGACCGCCUGGCUGCUUACCUGGUCAAGGUGCGCUCGCUGGAGAAGGCCAACGCUGAUCUGGAGCUGAAGAUCCGCCAGUUCCUGGAUGGCAAAGCCUCCCCCGUGGCUCGGGACUACAGCGCCUACUAUGUCACCAUAAAGGAUCUUCAGACUAAGAUCAUGGCAGCCAUUCACCUGAAGGGAGGAAUCCAUCUCAGCAUUGACAACACCAGCCUGGCCAUUAACGAUUUCAAACUAAAAUAUGAAAGCGAGCUGAUCAUGCGUCAGUCAGUGGAGUCAGACAUCGCUGGCCUGAAAAGGGUGCUUGAUGAGCUCAACAUCACCAGAAAAGACCUCACCAUGCAGAUCGAAGGGCUGAAGGAGGAGCUGGUCUAUCUGAAGAAGAAUCACGAGGAGGAUCUGCUGGCCGCACGCGCUCAAAUGAGCGGACAGGUUCACGUGGAGGUCGAUGCCGCUCCACAGCAAGAUCUCACCAAGGUCCUGGCAGAAAUCCGUGAGCACUACGAAGCCGUCACAGCGAAAAACCAAAGAGAUCUGGAGCACUGGUUCAAGACGAAGACAGAAACUCUGAAACAAGAAGUCGUCACCAGCACCAUGGACCUGAAUACGUCUCGCACGGAAAUCACUACGGUCAAAUCCACACUACAGUCUUUGGAAAUCGAACUCCAGUCCCUCUUAGCCAUGAAAGCGUCUUUGGAGGCCACACUGAAUGAAACCAAGAAUCGUUAUUCCAUGAAGCUGUCCAGCUACCAGCAUCAGGUCACCGUCCUGGAGGAGCAGCUAGUCCAGCUCCGCGCCGACCUGGAGCGCCAGCGUCAAGAGUACCAGAUACUCCUGGACAUCAAGACCAGGCUGGAGAUGGAGAUCGCCGAGUACAGGAGACUGCUGGACGGAGAAACCACCGUCAAAUCAACCUCCACUUCCACCUCAAGGACAAAAGUCAUCACGGUCGUGGAAGAGGUCGUGGAUGGAAAAGUGGUCUCCACCUCCACGUCCUCGUCCAUGUCCGACAGCCGCAGACUCUGAUUGGCCGCAAUGCCCGUUUACGUUUGCAGUACGCCCAAAACUGGAAGCUGAAUGAAAUAAAACGGCAUUUAAACUCCUGGAGCUCUUAUCGCUUCAUUUAUUUGAUUAAGUUAUGCAUAUUCACUUGAACUGAUUGAUAUUAAAAGUGGGAAUACGUUUGGAA
This is a messenger RNA of Puntigrus tetrazona (Sumatra barb), 1487 nucleotides long. RefSeq names its product keratin, type I cytoskeletal 13-like. NCBI's taxonomy places the organism in Eukaryota, Metazoa, Chordata, Actinopteri, Cypriniformes, Cyprinidae. The record is from RefSeq and is a predicted model, not a curated record. Gene Ontology annotation, molecular function: structural molecule activity. The transcript has 8 exons. The coding region runs from base 53 to 1324 and encodes 423 amino acids.